CCUGGGCCACGGUAUCUCCGGCAUCCCAACCACUGGGGAAACGAACAAGAUUCUCUAGCCAGGAAGCUACCGGGUCAGCGGAAGCGCCUCCCGGAAGUGAUGCGAGACGUCGCCCUGCGCGCUGGCGGCUGCGUCGGGCUGCAGGAGAAGAUGGCGGUCUCCACAGGAGUUAAAGUUCCUCGUAAUUUUCGCUUGUUGGAAGAACUUGAAGAAGGACAAAAAGGAGUGGGUGAUGGUACGGUUAGCUGGGGCCUUGAAGAUGAUGAAGAUAUGACGCUUACAAGGUGGACAGGCAUGAUUAUUGGGCCACCAAGGACAAAUUAUGAAAACAGAAUAUAUAGCCUGAAAGUAGAAUGUGGACCUAAAUACCCCGAAGCUCCUCCAUCAGUUAGAUUUGUAACCAAAAUUAAUAUGAAUGGAAUAAAUAAUUCCAGUGGAAUGGUUGAUGCACGGAGCAUACCAGUCUUAGCAAAAUGGCAAAAUUCAUAUAGCAUUAAAGUUGUACUUCAAGAGCUAAGACGUCUAAUGAUGUCCAAAGAAAAUAUGAAGCUUCCACAGCCACCAGAAGGACAAACAUACAAUAAUUAAUUUUAGUGGAUCUUAAACUUGUCUUAAAUCAACAACCUUCUACUCAUGUUAAUGUCUUGAUUAAAUAUCACAAUACAAAAUACCCACACAUUAAGUAAAAGAAUCCCAGCUGAUAAACAUGACCUGGACAUUUUUAAGAAUAUAAUUAAUAUAUGUACACCCAUUAUGUUUUCAGGUAACAGGAGGAAAAAUGCAGCACAAUUUUUUUUUCUCUUGUUAAGGCUCUGUCAUUGAAACAUAAACCUAGAGUACUCAAAAUUGAAUUCAGGUUUAUAAGAUGAAAGCAUGACUAGAAGUAUCGGAUGGCUUUGGAAGCAUGUGUAUUUCUGAAAAGUGAAAAAUCGCAAGAAGGAAAAGCUAAUUAGCAUGCUUUGUCCAUCUUGUUUAGAAAAAGAGAUGCUGUUUAAAUUGUCUAAAGUAGCAGGUACAAUGAAUAUUGUCACAAAUUGUAUUAAUUUUUGAAGCGGUGUGGGUGCUGACUACUAGUAGUAUCAAAAAUAUGUUCAGGAUUGUUUUGAUACUUGUAUUUAUAAUAAAAAAAAAUGUCGUGGGGAGAGGUCGAUGAAUUUCUGUUAAAAGCCGUUCCUGUGUGUUACAUGUAACAGACAUGGUAAAUAUUUGUUUACAGUUUUUGUUUGACAAACCAUGCAUUUAAGUUUAAGUGAAAUCAACAAAAAGGAAAUAGGUAUAUGGAUAUGUGAUUUUUGAGAUUAAAGUUAGUCAUAAAAUGUAAAUAAAAUGUGGAAUGUGUCCUCAGAAACUGUGCCAUUUCUAUUAUAUUAAUGUAUAUGUAACAGUAUCUUCUUGAGGUAGCAAAAAUUGGGAUUAUGAUAGCUUUUCAUAUAACACAUCAUUUAUCAGUUAACCUACUGUGAAUACCUGGAAAUAGCAGAGUAUUUCAUAGAAUAAAUACUUAGUUAGUUUAUUCUUUGGAGAAAGAGGGCUUCACAGGCUUUACACAUUAAAUUUUACUUCCUUAAGUAUAUUGUGAAAAAGGUGUUUGAAUUCAAGCAAUUCUUAAAGAAUUAUAUUUUGAUCAAAAUAUACAUUACGUUUUUU
Molecule: messenger RNA, 1647 nt
Organism: Condylura cristata (star-nosed mole)
Lineage: Eukaryota; Metazoa; Chordata; Mammalia; Eulipotyphla; Talpidae
Gene: UBE2V2
Product: ubiquitin-conjugating enzyme E2 variant 2
Exons: 4
Coding region: 100-588 (162 amino acids)
Biological process (GO): DNA damage tolerance; protein K63-linked ubiquitination
Cellular component (GO): nucleus
Source: RefSeq, a predicted model, not a curated record